AUGCCACAAGUUCUUUCUCCUCCUGAUCAUCUUCCUAUGCAGGGUCGAACUCUUAAGUCGGAUUUGCUCAUUACGGGGACCAAAAUAUUUUCUGACGCUGCUUUCAGAAGUUCAAAAGUUCCUGGUCUAUUACAGGGAGCAGUUGCUACUGGAAUAGGGGUCUAUCUUGUUUUGCCUCAAGAUCGUUUUGAAAUCAAUGUGCAAAUUCAAGCAUCAGCUCCUCCCACUACUUCUCCUCUACAUGCAGAAGAUCUGGCUCUUUCUUUUGCAGCUCAAGUGGCUAGUAAGCUCAAUAUUUGGCAGCCAACCUUUCUCAUGGAUUGUUUCUCUUUAUCUUUGGUGGCUGCUACCGGCAAGAUUAUGGAAUCUACCACCCCUUGGAGCAUCAGGAAGCCUUUGGCUGAUUUCUUCAAGCAUGCUAACAGCUUGCAACCUCGAGUGUUUCACAUUUCUAGGGAAAUUAAUGGCAUAGCACACAAUGUAGCUCACCAGGUUCUUCAUUCUAGGGUUGAACCUCAAGUUUGUUGCUUCGCUUCAGCUCAUAGACAUAGUUCCUGUCCUGUGCUGUCUCUUCUCUCAAGUUUUCAGGUUCAGGAGUUUGUAAUUCACGCUGUACACUGUUUCUGA
Messenger RNA from Triticum turgidum subsp. durum (durum wheat), 627 nucleotides. The record is from the annotation of a GenBank genome assembly. NCBI's taxonomy places the organism in Eukaryota, Viridiplantae, Streptophyta, Magnoliopsida, Poales, Poaceae.